AUGGUCCAUCUCGAUAUUUCGGCAUAUCCCAUUACCAACAAUGUACACGACAGUAAGAAGUCCAAGAAGCCCAGGAGGUCUUCUCAGGACGACGACUGGUCUAACAUGUAUAUGGAACGUCACGCAUCGGACCGUAGCAAUGCUUACGUUGUCUACGAUCAUGGUGAGGACUCAGGAUCCCACAGCCAUCACCAUGGCCACUCCCACGGACAUUCUCAUAGUCGUCACCAUGGAGGCGAUCAUAGAAGCCACCACCGAAGCCACCAUGGAGACUCUAGAGGAGCGAAUGAUCCAAUUAUACCUGAAACUAUACCCGAAGAGCAACCAGUCGAGGAGCCGCCUGCACCAAUGAACGACCAAGCCAGUUUUACUGACCGGUCUGGAUAUCAGACCGUCGUCCAACCAGUGUCCGGUGGUAGAGCAGUCCGCGUAUCAGUAGGGACCGGGUACACAGCGGACGGAGUCGCGCCUCAAGCGGGUAACUACUACCCUCCCAGCCAAAACCCAUUCGCAGGUUACAACCAGCCAGUAGACCCCAAUCAAGCAGCGGCCCAGGACCAAGCAAAUGUUUACUACACUAACCAAGCAACCGGUCAGGAUCAAGCGAAUGUUUACUACAAUAACCAAGCAACUGGUCAAGAUCAAGUCGUGGAUCCAGAAACAAUGGCCCAAGGACCUGAAGAAGAGGAAUAUCCGGAAGGGUGCCCAAGUGAUCUUAAUGGUUGGGGAUUUGGUUGGAGCCAACCGGAUCCAUAUGGCAGGCAACACCUUCACCACGAGAAUCAUCAUCACGAGAAGAAACAUCACAAGAGGCACCAUCAUCGCCGCCACUACGGUAAGAAAUCCAAGUCCUCCAAGGGCGACUCAUGGAAUGGUUUGUACAUGGAGCGUAAAAAGUCGGACCGAGGAACUGUUUAUAUUCGCCGUCGUGAUGUGGACUCGGACUCGUCGGAACUCCGUGGUCGUUCUCCUGAGAGCAGUGGCCGUCGUGAGAGUCAUCGUGGAAGCCGCGGUAGUAGCCCUUCCGGAAGUUACUAUAGUAGCACUAUCGGAAGUUCCGAUGUAAGCCCUCAAAGAAGCCAUCAUGGAACUAAGCACGCAGACCAGUAUGGAGCCCAGCGAAGAGACCCGUACGGAGAUCAGCGAGGAAACCAGUAUGGAAACCAGUAUGGGACCCAGUACGCAAAUCAGCAUGGAAAUCAGCAUGGAAGCUAUAUGAACCCGAAUAUCCCGCCCACGCGGCCGGCCAUUCCGACUCAACCAGUUUCAUUCGCCCCCGAACCGAAUUAUCAGCAACCUCCACAAGCUGGAUACAGAGUGGUAGAGAUGCCGACGCCGGGAGGACAGCCAUUGCGAGUAUCAGUUGCAACUGGAUAUACGUCAAACGGGGUCGCGUAUCAAGCAAAUGGCUACACCCCCUCCAACGGAAACCAGUCUACAAGCCAGUACCAAGCGGCCAGUAACAGCCAAGCCCCUGGCUGCACUAAAGAUAACCCGGUGAAUAAAUAUUAUCGAGGAAACUGGUUUUAA
Molecule: messenger RNA, 1530 nt
Organism: Daldinia vernicosa
Lineage: Eukaryota; Fungi; Ascomycota; Sordariomycetes; Xylariales; Hypoxylaceae
Exons: 4
Coding region: 1-1530 (509 amino acids)
Source: RefSeq, a predicted model, not a curated record